AUGUCGACCGGCGCGACAGAUCAUGCGAAUCGGGACCCCAUCUUUACGCAGUCUCACUAUCCCUUCAAAACUAGUGCGGAAUCAAGUCCGCAGCACAACCCGCAGAUGAGUGAGAUCGCACAUUCACAAUCGGCGGGCCCCAUUGCAGGUGGCACGGCCCUGAAGAAGACCCUCAAUACAAGUGCAGAUGGACAAAAAACUGGUAGUCCGGUCAAGACGCGGAGUUUGGACUAUAUCUUGCGAAGUGGUCUAGCUGGAGGACUGGCUGGUUGUGCGGCCAAAACUGUCGUUGCGCCACUCGACCGAGUCAAGAUUCUUUUCCAAGCCUCAAAUCCACAAUUUGCCAAAUAUACAGGCAGCUGGGCAGGCCUGGCGGCUGCCAUCCGGGACAUCAAGCGCCAUGAAGGCACCCGCGGCCUCUUCAAAGGCCACUCAGCCACACUCCUUCGAAUUUUUCCCUACGCCGCAAUUAAAUUCCUUGCCUAUGAGCAGAUUCGUGCUAUCGUGAUCCCCUCCCACGAUAAAGAAACCGCCUUUCGCCGCUUGAUAUCCGGUAGUAUGGCCGGUAUCACGUCCGUCUUUUUCACAUACCCACUAGAACUGGUCCGAGUACGGCUCGCCUUCGAAACUAAGCAAUCAUCACGGUCAUCAUUAAGAGGUAUCUGUCGCCAAAUCUACAAUGAACACGUUAUCCCCCCCUCUACGGGCGCAGCCGCAACAUCCAAAGCACCCUCUUCCACCGUCGCCGCCGCCGAAACCGUCUCUUCAGCCGUGAACUCGGCCGUACCACGUUCAGGCUUUGCGAAUUUCUACCGUGGCUUCGCCCCAACCAUCCUUGGCAUGCUUCCCUACGCGGGCAUGUCGUUCCUCACACACGACACUGUCGGUGACUGGCUUCGUGAUCCGUCAGUGGCGCAAUACACCACCAUCCCCGACUCACAAGUCACAUCUUCCAACAAGACCUCUCGACGACCUCAACUAACAGCCGCCGCGGAAUUAUUCUCAGGUGCCGUUGCCGGUCUUGUCUCUCAAACCUCCUCAUAUCCACUUGAAGUUAUCCGACGACGAAUGCAGGUCGGCGGUGCAGUCGGGAAUGGCACCCGGUUCGGAAUUAUCGAAACAGGCCGCAAGAUCUGGCUUGAGCGUGGAUUCCGCGGUUUCUGGGUUGGCUUAACUAUUGGCUAUAUGAAGGUUGUUCCUAUGGCAGCCACCGCUUUCUUUGUUUAUGAGCGGUUAAAGUGGGCACUGAGCAUCUAA
Messenger RNA from Penicillium pulvis, 1257 nucleotides. Its product is annotated as coenzyme A transporter. The record is from RefSeq and is a predicted model, not a curated record. Gene Ontology annotation, biological process: transmembrane transport. Gene Ontology annotation, cellular component: mitochondrial inner membrane. The coding region runs from base 1 to 1257 and encodes 418 amino acids. Lineage: Eukaryota; Fungi; Ascomycota; Eurotiomycetes; Eurotiales; Aspergillaceae. The transcript has 2 exons.